ACAAUCCUUCCUCUUUCCCCCACCCCCACUUCUGGUCUUCAGUUUUGUUAUAUUGUUACCGCAGUCGAACGCCGGCACCCCUCACUGUCCCAUUCACUUUCUUUCUUCUCUCCCUCUCUGCUGCAGCCGUAAGCUGCUGGCUGUCCAGCAUCCCUCCACUGCCCCCACCGGGUUCUUUUCCUUCUUCUCUUCCUAUCUCUUUCUGCCGCAACCGCACGCCGGCGAGUCACCCUCGUGUUCUGCCGCAGCCGCACCAGUGUCGACUACCUUCUUUUGCAGCUGUCCGUCGCCGUGGUCCACUCCAGUCUUCCCCCACACUUUCCAUCUUCUUCCAGUCGCUCGCCGUCGAGGUCUUUUGGGUUGGACCAACUCCGGUUCUUGCUAGCAAUUUUUGGGUUUUGUAAAACAAGGGAGUGGAAUUAUACGCCCAAAAACUCAUGGUCUAUUUUUCCUGACAGGCAGGUGAGGUUGUGUUGCAUAAAGGAUUUUGAGACGCUACAGGCUCCAAGUGAGCAGACAUGGGAGUUCCAGCCUUCUAUAAGUGGUUAGCGGAGAAGUAUCCAUUGGUAGUUGCGGAUGUAAUAGAGGAAGCACCCAUUGUAAUAGAUGGCGUCGCCAUUCCAGUUGAUACAAGCAAACCCAAUCCAAACAAUCUUGAAUUUGAUAACCUCUACCUAGACAUGAAUGGCAUUAUUCAUCCAUGCUUCCACCCAGAAGAUAGGCCUUCUCCAAGAACUUUUAGCGAGGUAUUUCAUAGCAUGUUUGAUUAUAUUGAUAGGCUUUUUGUCAUGGUCCGGCCUAGAAAAUUGCUAUACAUGGCUAUUGAUGGUGUUGCCCCUAGGGCAAAAAUGAAUCAACAGCGAUCUCGACGAUUUAGAGCUGCAAAAGAUGCAGUAGAAGCGGCCGCUGAAGAGGCACGAUUAAGACAGGAGUUUGAGAGGGAGGGACGAAAGCUUCCUCCAAACGAAGAGUCACAAGUUUUUGAUUCCAAUGUGAUCACUCCUGGAACUGACUUUAUGUCUGUUCUUUCCGUUGCUUUGCAGUACUACAUUCAUCUUAGACUAAACAACGACCCAGGUUGGAAAGGUAUUAAGGUUAUUCUUUCUGAUGCCAAUGUUCCGGGUGAAGGGGAGCACAAAAUAAUGUCCUAUAUUCGUCUUCAGAGAAAUGUUCCUGGUUUUGAUCCCAAUACUCGUCACUGCCUGUAUGGUUUGGAUGCAGAUUUGAUAAUGUUAGCUUUGGCUACCCAUGAAGUCCAUUUUUCAAUAAUGCGUGAGAUCAUGUUCACUCCUGAACAGCAAAAAAAGUGCUUUCUAGCUGACCGUAAACGUAAAGCAAAGAGAAAGGCUAGUGAGUUUGAUGCGAAAGGGGAAGGUGUAGUUAAAAAACCUUACCAGUUUCUCCAUAUAUGGAUACUUAGAGAGUACUUGGAACGUGAGAUGUGUAUUCCUAAUGCUCCCGUUGAAAGUGACGUUGAACGCAUUGUGGAUGAUUUUGUGUUCAUGUGUUUCUUUGUUGGUAAUGACUUUUUACCUCAUAUGCCCACAUUAGAGAUUCGGGAGGGUGCAAUUGACUUGCUAUUGACUGUGUAUAAGAAGAAAGUAAGGGAAGUUGGUGGGUAUUUGACUAAAGGAAGCAAGCCAAAUUUGCGCAUAGUGGAACAAUUUAUUCAAGCUGUUGGAAGUAAUGAAGAUAACAUAUUCCGAAGAAGAGCUAAACGGCAUAAGAAGCAGGCAGGCAGAAUAAAGCUCGCUAAAGCUCUGACAAGUAGAGGAGAUGAUGCAGGGCCCUGGGUUCAACCAUCCUUAGUUGCAGUUGCUCGUUUUCAUAGAUCUCGUCUAGCUUCAGCUCCUUAUCCUUCGCCAUAUGGACAAUCAAGAAAAGCCACGUCCAGAUUCUCAGGACUGAAAAAUAAGAAUAUGCAACGUCCUAACAAAGUUGCACGUCCAUCGUCUGGGGAUUCUAUUGGUUCUGCCAUCGUUGAAGCAGAAAACACUUUGGAAAUAGAUAUCCAUGAGAACAACAAGGAAUUGAAGACAAAGCUUAAGGAGUUUCUGCGUGAGAAGUCUGAUGUUUUCAACUCUAAUGAUUCAGAAGUAGACAAGAUUAAAUUGGGCAUACCUGGGUGGAGAGAGAGGUAUUAUAAUGAGAAGUUUUCUGGAAAUACUCCCGAGGAACUCGAUGACAUACGAAAUGAUGUUGUUUUGAGGUACACAGAAGGCCUAUGUUGGAUUAUGCGCUAUUAUUACGAAGGCGUUUGUUCUUGGCAAUGGUUUUAUCCAUAUCAUUAUGCACCAUUUGCUUCUGAUCUCAAAGGUCUUGAUAAGCUGAAUAUAUCAUUCACUCUAGGCACUCCCUUCAAGCCAUUCAAUCAGCUACUGGGUGUCUUCCCUGCUGCUAGUGCACACGCACUCCCCGAGCAGUAUCGGAAAUUGAUGACGGAUCAGAACUCGCCUAUUGUUGAUUUCUAUCCUAAUGAUUUUGAAGUGGAUAUGAAUGGUAAACGGUUUUCCUGGCAGGGAAUUGCAAAGUUGCCUUUCAUUGAUGAAACCCGCCUUCUUGCAGAGGUUGAAAAAGUCGAGCAUACAUUGACGCAAGAAGAAGUGCGGAGAAAUAGUGUGAUGUUUGACAUGCUUUUUGUCACAUCUUCUCACCCCCUUUCUGUUAGUAUAUACUCGCUCAAUGACCGCCGUAAGCUGACGGGAAGAAAACGUAAUCGGGUUAAGGAAAAAAUAAACCCUGAACUUAGCUGCAGUGAAGGAAUGAAUGGUUAUCUCUUUCCAUGUUCGGGAGAGUUGUGCCCUCAAAUAUUCAGGUCUCCAGUUGAGGGCAUGGAGGAUAUUAUGAACAACCAAGUCAUAUGUGCUAUAUAUCGGCUUCCGGACCCACACAAGCAUAUCACGAAACCGCCUGCUGGGGUGAACUUUCCUCCAAGGACGGUGAGCAUGAGAGACAUGAAACCUGAACCUGGUUUACGGCAUAAAGAUACGCAACGCCACGACAAUGGAAGAUGCAUGGGAGACACGAGGCCUGAACCUGGUUUGCAGCGUAAAGAUAUGCAACGCCACGACAAUGGAAGAUGCAUGGGAGACACGAGGCCUGAACCUGGUUUACGGCAUAAAGAUAGGCAACGCCACGGCAAUGGAAGAUGCAAUGAGAACGCAAGGCCAAAUGCUCCUGGAAUCAUUUCAGGUCGACUAUUAGGGGAUGCAUCACGUAGACUUGUUAACAGCUUGCUGCUGGUUAGGAGGGGAGAUUCUAAGGUUGAGGACAAUUGUCAGGCACUCCCACUUCCCCAUACGGCACAGCCCUGCAUCCUUGGGCAACCUCCUCCUUCACAGGCUCAAGAAGAAGACUACAGAAUGGCAGUUGUGCCAGACCGAACUAUUCCGACACAACACAACGUGUAGUCAACGAGAUCAUGGGCAACAUCUGUCACUCCGAGGCCAUCACCGCAAUGUGAGAACUCAUUCCAUGAUCACAAGAUCAAGCAGAAGAAUACAGAACCAGGUGCCAGACCAGACUAUUCCAAAGGUCAUCACGCCACCUAGAUCGAGUACCGUCAGCCACUCCCAAGUCGCCACAGAAAAAUGAGACCUCCUCACUCACACAAUUGUAGAGCACACAAUCAGAGAAUCGUGAGGCUUACUAACCCAUGGACAUCAACAUUCUUGUGAGGUUUACGACGACUUGCCUCCCUAUCCUCGUAAUAAACCUACAUUUUCCACCAUCCCAACUUAUGAGUGUUUACAAUUACAAUCAACUGUUGGAAGCUUUGGGUAGUAGUGAGCAAAUUGGCGAUUGGUGUCAUGGUCAUGUUUAUCUAGGGCGUGUUGCCUGUGGUUAUAUAUCUAUGUUAUGCCAAACCCUUAGUCUAGCUCAUGUUGUAUUACUUUGAUUUUAUGUUAAUUAUUUUAUUAUUAUAUUUGUUGUGGCACAAUUAUGUUCCUGGAAUGCCUCGAAGUGUAUUACAGGGAGAUGUGACUAGUCUUCAAUUCUUUUUACCCGGAGUUGUAUGUUAUUUAAGCUGUUGUUGGCCCUUGCUUGC
Molecule: messenger RNA, 4048 nt
Organism: Cucurbita moschata (crookneck pumpkin)
Lineage: Eukaryota; Viridiplantae; Streptophyta; Magnoliopsida; Cucurbitales; Cucurbitaceae
Product: 5'-3' exoribonuclease 3-like
Exons: 25
Coding region: 519-3410 (963 amino acids)
Biological process (GO): nuclear-transcribed mRNA catabolic process
Cellular component (GO): nucleus
Molecular function (GO): RNA binding; 5'-3' RNA exonuclease activity
Source: RefSeq, a predicted model, not a curated record